Molecule: messenger RNA, 1532 nt
Organism: Rattus rattus (black rat)
Lineage: Eukaryota; Metazoa; Chordata; Mammalia; Rodentia; Muridae
Gene: Icam2
Product: intercellular adhesion molecule 2
Exons: 5
Coding region: 566-1396 (276 amino acids)
Biological process (GO): cell-cell adhesion
Cellular component (GO): membrane
Molecular function (GO): integrin binding
Source: RefSeq, a predicted model, not a curated record
GAGGUUACGGUGCAAUCUUUGGAGCCUGUGUGAGCCCUGCGAUAGCCGAGUUAGAGGUCGGCUUCUGCUGGAAACUAAGUGAGACAUUAAGAGAUGACUCCAACAGAGGCGCGGUGGAAUUCAGAGUCCCCCUGAUCUGAGUCUUGGAGGCCUCAUCCUGCCCCAUGUACAGUAAUAGAAAUUCCAUGUAUAUCCCCCCACCCACCCAACACACACACAUGUAAGGGCAUGCACCCUUGCACACACACUUCCCUACAUGCCAGCUCCCAUUGCUUUCCUAACCCCGCACAGGGAGCAUGCCCCAUGCGAGAACCCCUGCUUAUCUGCUGCUUCCUGGCUUCCUCUGCCUGAAUUCUUGAGGCCCUGAAGGCAGGGGAGCCAGUCUGUGCAUACCGUUUCCUGAUCUCAGAUAAUUAGAGGAAAUGAGCUCACUGGUACAGAGGAGAUUGCGAAUUUCAGUCCGGACCUUCAGGCUUCACUCCUCGGCCUGCAGUAUACGUCUCUCCCUAUCCCUCCAGGAAGCUGUGCCCCUGAAGCCCAUAGACCCCCACAGACCCCACCUGAGAUGUCUUCUUUUGCUUGCUGGAACCUGUCUCUAACCCUUCUUGUCCUGUUCUGCAGCCCAGGGUCUGGUGAGGCCUUUGAAGUCUACAUACAGUCUGAGAAGCAGAUAGUAAAAGCCACAGAGGCUUGGAGAGUCAACUGCAGCACCAGCUGUGCAGCCCCAGAGAUCGGUGGUCUGGAGACCCCUACGAAUAAGUUAAUGUUGGAAGAGGACCCUCAUGGGAAAUGGAUAGAAUUCCUAGUCUCAAACGCCACUGUCGACACGGUCUUACUUUGCCAUUUCACUUGUUCGGGAAAGCAGCAGGCAGAGAGUGUCAACAUCAGGGUGUACGAGCCUCCAGCUCAGGUAACACUGAAACUGCAGCCCCCUCGAGUGUUUAUGGGUGAAGCCUUCAGCAUUGAAUGCAAGGUGCCCUCUGUGAAGCCCCUUGAGAGCCUCACCCUCUCUCUGCUCUGUGGCAGAGAGACCCUGAAGAACCAGACAUUUGGGGGAGGUGAAACUGUCCCAGAAGAGGUCAUAGCCAUAUUCAACAGCACAGCUCUGAAAAAGGAUGGUCUUAACUUUUCCUGCCAGGCUGAGCUGGAUCUACGACCCCACGGUGGGUCUCUCUACCGCCGCAUCUCAGAGUACCAGAGCCUUGAAGUCUAUGAAAUAAGGCAAGACAACCAGAUGGUCAUCAUCAUUGUAGUGGUGUCAAUACUUCUGUUCUUAUUCGUGACAUCCGUCCUGCUUUGCUUUAUCCUCGGCCAGCACUGGCACAGGAGGCGGACAGGUACCUACGGGGUGCUAGCUGCCUGGAGGAGGCUCCCCCGAGCCCUCCGGGGACGCUGACAGGCGCCUGGGAGUUCCCAGAACUCAACAUGGCGCCUUCAAGGUGUGGUUCAGCGCUGGCUGAAGGACUGUGGCGGCAGCAGAAGAUUCGGGGGACAUUUCCUUUUUUAGCCUCAAUACAAAUACCUGGAUUUCA